UUGUAUGACACAACACCGCCCUCAAGUGGCUGGUAACAAAAUAUAACUAUUCUGUUCUGGUUGAGAAUCAGAACGCCUUCCGACAGGGACAAAAUAUGUCUCGCACGUAACGGUUUGAAUUAGCUGUUCAAGUUCUGGAACAACUGCUAUAUGAUUCCCGUCGUGUUCUCGGCCAACAACGGGGAAAUAUGCCACAGAAAACACUGGGAUCCAUUGUAGGUCUGCUUUGCACCGGGACCUGGUUGGUACAGGGAAAGGAGUUCUGUUUUGGAGUGAACAAUGAGCAAUACCGGUGUGAGAUGGGCUACUGCUGCGGGGAGACCGAGUGCUGCACUUACUACUAUGAGCUGUGGUGGUUCUGGCUGGUGUGGACCCUCAUCAUAAUGCUGAGUUGCUGCUGUGCCUACCGUCACCGUCGGGUCAAGAUGCGGCUGCAGCAGGAACAGCGCCAGCGCGAAAUCAGCCUUAUGGCCUACCAGGGCGCUUCCAGCUCUUUCAUCUCCCCUCCACCCCUCAACUUGAGGUUCUGGACAGACUGCAAGCUUCCUGACUAUGAAGAGGUGGUGGGUCAUCCCCCGACUCCCCCUCCACCUUACUCCGAGAUCCCCCCAGGGACCACCCCUGCCAUCCUACUGCCCCCCAUCCAAUCAGAAGCUGCCGUGGUGCUGGAGCCCCCAAUAGAGGACAUUCCAAGAGAGGAGCAGGCCUCUAGUUCCUCAGCAGACCAGGAAUCUGCGUCUGCGCCCAGCCAAUCAGAACGACCGCUGGAGGAGGAGCUGAUGACCCGGCGCAGGCAUGUGACGGGCGACUCGGGGAUCGAGGUGUGUGUGUGCCAACUGGACGAGGGCUCUGGGCCGGAGGAGGACGAGGAGCGGGUGUGUCAGGGGGCCAGGGGGGACUGCUGCUCUGCCUCUGAGCACCACCACAACAUCAGACACAAAGAGAGAACCCCUGAGCCUCAGCCCAAGGGCCAGACCGCCAGCACCGGAGACCGCCUGGUCUGAGCUCCACCACCAACCACCCAGAGGCUGCUGCUCCUGCCGGAUCUUCGCUUUAGGGAAGGAGACCCAGGAGUGCCCUUGUCAUUGUCAUCAUAACAAUAAUUCAGACACCACCAGCAAAUGAAAUGCCCCACAACGACUCACCAAAUUAACCAGGUUGUCCUGCUGUUUGACAUGCUUGUCAGUUAUGAUCCAUAAAAUGACGCCAAUGAUGACAAAAAGAAAAUGUUAUUUGAGAAAGAUGUUUCAUGUGGCUGAUGGUUUAAUUCUUUAAUACCCAUGGAUGGUCCCUCGUCUGCUUUGUUUAGUUCUUGCCAUGGGGAUGAUGAGAAAAUGCCAACUUCUAGAGAGAUCUACCAAGUGGUAAGAAGAGGUACUGACGCUGUCACAGAAUUGACUACAUCUACCCACCCACCCCUGUCCCUCAUUCUCCCACCCCACUGUCUGGCCUGGACAUUUCCUCUGGUCCUUCUAACAUUUCACCUCCGUGGGGACAGGGCAGGAUGGCAUACCACCACGGUCACCAAUCCCCAGACCCCUAGGCUCCAGCACAUAGGGGCCAAAACAUAAGAUAAUGCUACCAGACAGUCCUGAUCAGGGGAUACAAACUGUGACGGAUAGAACUCGUUUUGUUUUUGCAGGGGUUUGUGUGUGUACUGUGUAAUCUAGGGCACAGCUGCAAAGUGAUGUCACCCCUGAGGUCAUCUUAGCCUACAUCUGGUUUACUUGUGGAGCGACAGCAGGGCUAUUUGCAUCCAGAGAAGAGGUUGGGAAGGGGAAGUGAAGAUGUGCCUGUCUCUUAUAGCCUCUCUCUCUGGACUGUCCCAAUAGCAUCAGACUCCCCUCUACCCGUCCCUCAUGUCUCCACCAGUACUCUGGUCAACACUUGGCCAGACUGAAAGGUAUUGAAUGGACUGGAACGGACGUUUUGAUGUGUGAUCUCUGGUCUGAGGGGCCAAGUGAACUGAAGACGUGACAUUAUCCCAUCGCUGUGCCUGUAACUUGGUGUCUAUAAAAAGCCUUGUGGUGGUCGACCGUGUGUGUGUGUGUGUGUGUCCCAGACCGGUGGUGAUAUAACGUGGUGUGUGUGUGUGGAGGGGUCAGCAGCAUUUUGAAGGACUGACAGUCUCUCACUGAGUGGUAAGGGGUAUGUUGUUGGGAAUAAAAGUACAAACCAGAGGAGGGUGGGAAGACUAACGGUUCAGCAGUGUAGUACUUUGCCCCUCUAUCAUUUUCUUGUCUUAGUGUUACUUCUCUAAAAACCUGCUUUAGCUGAGACCACUAUAACCCACAUGAAUGGCAACACCGCUGUUAUCCAGGGGCUGCUGUGAGUGUGGUCGUAUUUAGCGUAUCCUCAGUUUCCUGGCCCCUGGUGUAAGUUAGUGCACUCAACUCACCAGGCUUUAGACCACUUUUAUUUAAAGAAAUGCACUGGGAUCUUGUAUAGAGGGCAUGAGUAAUUAAUGUAUGUGUCUGCCUGUGUAGCUAGAUGUGUGUUCUGAUUCGUCGUGUCAGUAACGGUGUGUUUUCUGCACGUGUUUCAUAUAGUGGACCACUCCCAGGCAAUUGGCCCCAAGCUGACAAUGACGAGUUGCCGCUGUUUUUACCCAGUAGCAGCCGGAGCCUGAUAGUGGCGCUCCUUUUCCGCCACGAGUCCCCUGGCCGUGUGGGGCUCAGACGGAGUGAACCAAGGUUUAAGUAUAGACACCAUGUAUCUAGUUUCAUCAUUUUAUGACUUUGCACUGGGCCUGCAAUGUGCUGUUGCAUACUCCCUUGGCUUGCAGUGGUGUGAAUCCUGUAGAAGCAAUGCAACAGAUUUGUGUUGGUAUUUUCCAUUCAGUGGGGGUGGCUUUGCUGUGUGUGCAGUGUUAGUGCAGCUGCACACUCUGUUAUGAUAAACCAGUGACGUGCGUUGCUUGCCCAGCAUGUGUCGAAGCUUAGCUGUAGAAUUGGGUGGUGGAGUGAAUGUGAUUUUUACUCUGCAGUUCCACCUAAAAUAAGAAGCACAAAAGUCCAGCUGCUUUGGGUGUGUGUGUUUAAAUGGCAGUGAUGAUAAAUGAUAGUUUUAUUAUUUAGGGUAUUGAUUUGCUUUCAUGCAGCACUUACUGAUCAAGUAGGUUAUGGACUGAUGCACUGUUCAUUAUUUCACUGCUAAUGAAAAAGGAAAUUGACUCGGACAUUAAUUUCAACUAUCAAUCAAUAAGUUGUCUGUCUUCAAGCGUGUGAAGUCUUGACACUCUGUAAAAGUAACGCUUGAAAGUCAGAGGUUAGAGUCAUGCACUCACAGACUCACCCGCUCAUAUUAGCACACUAACAUGUUUUUGAUAAGACACCAUAAGCUGCCUUGGUAGGUUGCUAGGGAACAGACAUGACAUGAGGCUCAAGAUGCACCACAACAGAGGGGUAUCCUACGAAGCAGGUUUGAGGAGUUUGGUGAACUUGGUGAGUUCAACUCGGGAUAACCGGUCAUACGAAAGUGGCUCACAUAGAGAUCCUAGGAUUCGAAUUCCUAAUUCUAUGGUGGCUCAACUUUUAGCCAGGUACAUUUCUAUGGCAAUGAAUCCUUCAGAACUAACCUGCUCCGGGGUAGGUUAACUCACGGCUAACUCCACUAAUCAUGAAUGAAAUGACUGAGCCUUGAGUUGAGGACCAAUGAAAUCAGAUUCCCUCCCUCUUGCAAAGAUUGUGUCAUCACCUUCAUUCGAGGGAGAUGACUGAUUUUUUAAAUGUUAUUCAUGGUGGUAGUACGGAUGAAGCCUGUGCUGUAAUGGGAAGCUGGUUAGCUUUAGAAAACCCUGAGUAGAUCUAGCUUGCUAUCCCUCAGAAGGCAUAUGAACAGGCUCAUUUUAAGUGCUCCUUCUGAGGCAUAGGGAAAUAAAUGCCUUACUGCGGCAUGGUGGUCAAAUGUUGUUAGGGACAGGUAGACUAAAUGUUUUUUGGCUUCUGUGUUUGACGAGUAGGCGAUUAUAUUAAAGACUUGUGCUUUUAAAGAAGGCAAAAAUGUUUGAGACCCCCCAUGUUUGAAGCAUGGCGUGCAUUGUUUUUCCUAAUAGUCCAGAGGAGUCCUUUAUACAAAUGGAGUCCGAAGUGUAAAAGUGUCUCGGAGUCUGACGUAUCAAUCGGCUCAACUUAUUCUAGGAUGUGGUUAUGAGUAGCAGGAAACGUAACAGAGUGAAACCACAAGACAAGAUCCUAUCAUGUUGUAGAAACUGUGGCCUGUAGAAUAGGCAACAUUUAUUUUGUCAGAAAGGUUGUGUAUGACAUUUAAAAUGCCAUUGGCUUUUUUCCCUUGAUAUCUGUGCUUAUGUUGAUCCGUUUUUUUCCGUUUUUUUCCCAUCCCCAUUUUUAUUUAGUGAUCAUUGUAUUUUUAUUUCAAGGAUAUGAUCGAGAUAAGUUUGAUGUUUGAACUGACCUGAAAGGAUGUUGAAUUAGUAAAUCAGAAGGGGGAAAAAAACGAUGUUAAGAAAUCCUUUGUUUAGUUUUUCUUGUGAUCAUAUGAGAUAUGUUUGUUUUUUGAAUGUUUGGGGGGGGGAAACGACAAAUGUAGAUGCUAAAGUGCGUUUAUUUUUAUGCAAAAUAGAUAAAUGAAGAUGAAGAAAUUGAGAGGGUGAUUAAUGUUUUUGAAUAAGAAAAAUGGGGACCCAUAGUUUUUCAGUCCCAUUGCUCACUAAUUACUGGGCAAGAUUAUUGCCAAACAAACUCUUGUUUUGGUUUUCACAUGUUUACCUAGAUAAAGGGCUAUCAGUCAGUCAUGGACGAACAUCCAUCCAUUCAUUCAUCUGCUCUGUCAUUUCCUCUUACCUACAGUUGCAGACACCGGCGAUAUCUGAACAUAAUUCAUUGGACAUCUUUUCUGUAGUACUCGUGUGAAUAAUAGGCAAUUAAAUAUUUUUAAUUUUAGGCAUCUUUUGCCUUUUUUGUUCUUUGUUUGCUUUUGUUUCAAUGGUCACAGAGGCGCGUGAAGCUCUUAUCCCUCGCUCUAUCUCUCUUUCUCAAUCCCCCCACCCAGUCCGCUAUGGCCCCUCACCGUAUACCAGCACAGAGGGCACACAGUAGGAUGAGUGUCAGGUUGGGUAUGUGGUCCCUGAUGAGGUAACUAGCCCCAGGUGUGAUAGUGAUGGGGGCUUUAGCCAUGGCUCAUUGCAUCCCUCUGGACCAUGAGACACCACUUCCCCCCCCGGGGGGCCCGACCAUACCGAGCAUGGUAACAGAAACUACGUGGCAACCCACACCAAUGUUUGUCUUUCUGAGGUGGGGUUUUGCCUCUGCAUAUAUCACCCUUAAGAUAGUGCAGGCACAGUGCACAAUUAUCUUUUGAGAUUGUUUGCCUGUACUCUACCUAAACAAUUACUGUACUCAACCGACACGUCUUGUCUCACACACAUACACUCAUACGGUCCUAUUGUCAUGAAUAGCAAACAUUCUGUUUUUUUUAUGGGCAUCUGUAUUUGGCAUCGAUCAGAAAUCUAGCAUUAGCACCAAUGCCAUCAGUUGUCAGUUCCAGUUUCAUUUACCUUGCUCACUAUGCUAAAGCCCUCUCAUUGGAGAAUACCUGUCUUCCUCCUUUCACCCUAAGUGUUCCCCUCUUAAUUUCUGCUCCACGCGCCUCUGUAAUGUACUGUAACUGACUAGCCUAUGCAAAAAAAAAAACAUAAACCCACUGAUUAUAUGCUGCAAUAACCCUUCUCUGUUUGUCUGUGGUUGCCAGUACAAGCAAUAUUACUCUCAGUACGUCGCACUGUACCUCAGUUUUAGUUUUAUUGCUACUAUGGUGUGUUUCGUGUGUAUGCUUUGAAAGUAAAUGUGUAUAUCUACAUGUUACCUCUUGGUGGGUGGGUAGUGGGUUGGGGAGUAAAGAUAAAAAGCCAUUCUAGUUCAUUUUGUAUUUUGUUUCAUUAGUAACAUGGUGGAUAGAAGUACAGUCUGCUGUCAUUCUAAUCUGCUAAGAAUAUUACUCCUGCUUACUUAUUAUUAUGAGGAUGGAAAAAAUAAGAAUCUGUUAACUUUGGUGUAAGCUAAAGGAGUGUUUUGAAUGCUUUUGUUGGAUUAAUGCUAUUUAAUCUCUCCUCAGACUAAUAUUAUUCUGUUUGUCCUGUGGGUACCUUUGCCACUGUUCCACCCCUUGUGUGUUGUGCUGUCAUGGUGCAUUUGGUGUAUUUGUAAACAGUGACAUGGCUUGUUUUCUGUAUUUGAGGAAUUUUCAGUGACUACUGAACGGUUGCUUUCUCUUCUUGAUUGCCCAACCUUUGAUAUAGAAGAUAGUGAAUGUGACCUGUAUCAAGUAUGGAAGCCAAUCUAAACCCAAUGCUAGAUAACUGAGGGGAGAAAUUGAUCAGGUCUCUUAAAUGAGCUGUUGAAGGGUUGUUUAGGGUACACAUCUGCUAGCCCAGAAGUUUGUUUUAGAUGAUCUCUCACUAAGUGGUGGGUUGCACUUGUAAUUAUACAUCACCAAGGCAACAAUAUACUCGCACCAUAAUCUAAGGAUGCUCUAUUAACCAACAUGUAACCCAGAUGUUUCUUUAAUUUCUCCCUCGAAACCAUAGAUAAUGUCAAGCGGAUGUUGAUGUUGUGGCUGAUUCGUAUGUAGAAAGACUUUUGCCAAAACAAUAAAUACCCACGCUAGAGAAGGAAGCGGUCGUCCACAAGCGCAGACCCUUUCACUUUCUUUUUCCUAUCUAGAUCAAGACCCCAAGAAAGAGAAAAAAAAUGGUGGUACAUUUGAAUGCUUUGGUUUAGUAGGGGGUCUGCUGUGAACUCUUGGGUCAUUUGGAUUUUAUUUUGUAAUAAUAAAACAAACAUUGGCACUGUC
This is a messenger RNA of Coregonus clupeaformis (lake whitefish), 6810 nucleotides long. Its product is annotated as WW domain-binding protein 1. The transcript is spliced from 4 exons. The record is from RefSeq and is a predicted model, not a curated record. Bases 189 to 1004 code for a protein of 271 amino acids. NCBI's taxonomy places the organism in Eukaryota, Metazoa, Chordata, Actinopteri, Salmoniformes, Salmonidae.